Periconia digitata is the source of this 408-nucleotide messenger RNA. Lineage: Eukaryota; Fungi; Ascomycota; Dothideomycetes; Pleosporales; Periconiaceae. The record is from the annotation of a GenBank genome assembly.
ACUUUUUGUGGUGUCAGCCAUCAACAUUUCGAAGCAAUGAGUGAGGUGCAAAAAAAGCUCCAGGAGCUUUCCGAAAGCUACCAAAAACUUCAAGGCGAGCUUUCCUCUGCGGUCGAGGGUCGCCAGAAGCUGGAGUCACAGCAACAAGAGAAUGCAACGGUGAAGAAGGAAUUCGAUCUCCUCGACGACGAAGCGAACAUCUACAAACAAAUUGGACCAGUGCUCUUGAAGCAGGACAAAACUGAGGCCGUCAUGGCUGUGAACGGUCGACUGGAGUAUAUCGAGAAAGAAAUAAAACGGAUGGAAACACAAAUCAAUGGCAUCCAAGAAAAGAGUGAGAAGCUCAAGGUGGAGAUCAUCCAAACACAGUCAGCGGCACAGCAGCAGCAAGAAGUCGCUGCUGCCUAG